This is a messenger RNA of Cottoperca gobio, 2041 nucleotides long. It is a transcript of the gene bcl10, whose product is annotated as BCL10 immune signaling adaptor. Gene Ontology annotation, molecular function: NF-kappaB binding; protein kinase B binding; transcription coactivator activity. Gene Ontology annotation, cellular component: cytosol; CBM complex. NCBI's taxonomy places the organism in Eukaryota, Metazoa, Chordata, Actinopteri, Perciformes, Bovichtidae. The transcript is spliced from 3 exons. The record is from RefSeq and is a predicted model, not a curated record. Gene Ontology annotation, biological process: positive regulation of extrinsic apoptotic signaling pathway; adaptive immune response; apoptotic process. The coding region runs from base 316 to 1062 and encodes 248 amino acids.
AUGUAAGACUUUUCAACAGACAAUAAACUGAAUCGGCUCUUAGUGUGAAACAGGACUCUGCUGUCUCUACUUCUCUUCUGGUGUCGACGUAAAUCUCCACAGAAUCAGGAAGUCCGGGGGAUUUUUUGAAACGUAAAAGUUGAAUGGACAAGUGGAUACGCCACCUUUUUACCGAGAAACAAUGAAUAGACACCUUUGUUAACGCUUAAAGAUUUAUCGAUGUAGUUUUAUUUACAUUAUUACUAUCUUAUUACCUUAUUUAAAUCGUCAUUCGUCAACCGGAACACCUGUAUUUUCACUUUUCGGGUGAGAGGGAUGAAUGUUCCUCACCUCACUGAAGAUGAGAUGUCAGACAUUAAAAAAGACGUGCUGGUCAGACUUCGGCACUACCUCUGCGAAAAGAUCAGAGCCGAACGCCACCUCGACUACCUGCGCUCUCGUAGGAUCCUGACACGAGACGAUGCGGAGGAAAUCGGCUGCAGGUCCACGCAGACCAAGAGGACGGCCAUGAUGUUGGACAUGCUGGCCGAGAACCCCCGGGGCCUGGACGCCUUGAUUGACUCCAUUAGGGAGUCGCGCGCACAAAACUUCAUCAUCACCAAAAUCACAGAUGAGGUGCAAAAGGCCAAAAACGAGAAGGUCGAGUCUCUCAAAGGGGCUUCCAGUUCCUCGUCUGACAGCAACCUCAGCUCUCCGAGCACAACCAGCGACCUUCACCCAAGUUUCUCAAACAGCUCCACCCUGCUCUUCCACCCGGACGGAGAACGAAGCCCUUCCACUUCAGGCUUACCAGGCUCACUCAACAUGCUGUCGUUACAGAAAAUGGAAGAUUCGCCCUCUGUGGCUGGUGCUAGUAUCAGCACGGUUUCCUCCACAACCUCCUCCAUCCUCCCAAGGCCCGGAGACCCGGGAGCUCCUCCUCUGCCAGAGGAUGUAAUGGUUGAAUCCCCCACCAACAUAGAUGCCGGAGCGCCGGGGUGCACCAGCAGCGGAGGGGACCCAAACAUCCAGCCCCUCCGAUCGCGCUCUCUCACCCCGACGUCACAUAGGAACAUCGUUUAAUUUCACAUCUCAAUAAGACACUUUCAAUGCAGUUAAAUGGACAUACCAACAGAAUCCUCAGUCAUUCGAACUAAUGUACACAUUGUUGUCUUGCUCUUUUUGGUGUCUUUGCCUUUAAUUAGGCAGAGAUUGCUGUAAAUGGGAUUUACUACUACUAUGCUGAUCAGCUUUCAACAAGGAUAGGAACGAUUUCUCACUUGGGGUAGAUCAUGGUUUGAUUUAUUUUUUUUAUACCAUUGCCAAUUUGUUACCUUAGUUUUGAUAGGAGGUCAAAAUAAUACCAAACCUUUCAACAUGAACAAUCACAGGUGUUUAAGUGUAGCAGGUGUACUAGAGCUUUGCUUAAAUAAAUGCAGGUUAAUACUGGCAAAAAACAUGAUUUCAAUCUGAAACUGUCUGAUCAAAAAAUUAUUGAGGUUUAAUACCCACGUCAUGAGCUAAGAAAACUUGACUCACUGAUUCUGAACUCUUCUUUUACCAAAGGUGUGAUUUCCUGAUAAACUGCUGGGUGUGAAAGCAUGGCAGCUACAGUUUAGGUGCGGUGAGAGCGUUUUAUACACAGGAGCGUCCUGUGUACCGAGCCAGUCUGAUCUAAUAACAUGCUGCCUUUGACCAGAGCACUGUAGCUCCAAGUGAUGAUUUCAUUAAGUCCACAGGAAGUUGCUUUACCUUUCCGUCACUACAGUCUUAAAUCACAAAACAUAUUGUGAAAUAACACACCAUGUCCCACUUAUUACUUCACUGGUCAUGUACUAUAAUCUAUUGCAUACUAAAGGUUUUCUAUAUGCAUUCAACUCGUGUUUCCUUUCUUCACUGGUGACUGUGUGAGUGGUUUAGGACAGAAAUAAUGUAAUUAGUGAGGAUACACUAUUAAGGUAACACUAAUAAAUCCUAAAUGCUUUCUAGUAAUAUGGUCUGCAACAUAGCAUCUGAGACUCUUGACAGCUCCUCACAAUACAAAUAUGAAUUCAUUGCGGAA